ACCUACACCGCCAACAUCCUGAUUGCCAUCAAUCCCUACUACGAGGUUCCUGAUCUGUAUUCUGUGAACACUAUCAAGAAGUACCAGGGAAAAUCACUGGGCACACUACCUCCCCAUGUGUAUGCUAUAGCUGACAAAGCUUAUCGCGACAUGAAAGUGGUCAAGGUCAGUCAGUCUAUUAUUGUCUCUGGGGAAUCUGGAGCGGGCAAGACUGAGUCCACCAAACACAUCCUCAAAUAUUUGACUGAAUGCUGGGGGACUCGGGCCGGACCCAUUGAACAGAGGAUACUUGAAUCAAACCCUUUACUGGAAGCAUUUGGUAAUGCCAAGACUGUGAGGAACAACAACAGCAGUCGGUUUGGCAAGUUUGUGGAGAUACACUUUGAUAACAAGAAUUUGGUUUGUGGCGGUUUCAUCUCCCACUAUCUGCUGGAGAAGAGUAGAAUCUGCACCCAGUCACCUGAAGAGCGAAACUACCACAUCUUCUAUCGUUUGUGUGCUGGUGCACCUGAAGAUCUGCGUCAGAAGUUGAAGCUAGCCCCACCUGAUCACUUUCAGUACUUGAAGAAGGGAAACACCCAAUACUUCUGCAGUAGGAAAUCUGAGAAAAGCCUUGGUGACAACAGGAAGAGUCAACAGUAUCUCAAGCAAGGCAGCCUGCGGGACAGUGUGCUGGAUGAUGUCAACGACUUCAGUGUCUGUGAUGCUGCCAUGAAACACCUGGGCUUUGGCGACCAAGAACGUUUGGGCAUCUACUCCCUGGUGGCUGCCAUUCUCCAUUUGGGUAAUGUGGCAUUUGAGGAAAAUGCUGAUGAUGCUAAAGGUGGAUGUAAGGUGGUCAAAUCAGCUGAAGACUCACUGCAGACGACAGCAUCAUUGCUGGGUGUGGACAAGGAAGAGCUGAGAGACUCUCUCAUCAGUCGAGUCAUGCAGGCAACUCGUGGUGGCACUAAAGGAACUGCAAUCAAGGUUCCACUGAAGACAGUUGAAGCCAGCAAUGCCAGAGAUGCCCUGGCCAAGUCUGUGUACUCUCGCAUGUUUGACUACAUAGUGGACAUGGUCAACAAGUCCAUUCCAUUUGGCUCAUCUGUCAGCUUCAUAGGUGUCUUGGACAUUGCAGGAUUUGAGUACUUCCAGGUGAACAGCUUUGAGCAGUUCUGUAUCAACUAUUGCAAUGAGAAGUUACAGCAGUUCUUCAAUGACAGGAUUCUCAAAGAGGAACAACUGCUCUACGAGAAGGAAGGGCUAGGGGUCAAGAAGAUCGAAUGGACCGACAACCAGGACUGUAUAGAGCUAAUUGAGGCCAAAGGUGUGGGCAUCUUUGAUCUGCUUGAUGAAGAGAGCAAACUUCCCACACCAAAGUAUGACCACUUUACCAGCGAAGUUCAUGCUCGUAACAAGGACCACUUCCGACUGAGCGUGCCCAGGAAAUCCAAACUGAAGAGCCACAGGGAUGUACGGGACAAUGAAGGCUUCUUGAUCCGUCACUUUGCUGGAGCUGUCUGUUAUCAUACAACUCAGUUUAUUGACAAGAACAAUGAUGCACUGCAUGCCUCCCUGGAGUUCCUCAUCCAGGACACCAAGAAUCCAUUGCUGAAGAAGCUGUUCCAAGAUACAGGGACCACAGCAGGCAAGCUCAAUUUUAUCAGUGUGGGAUCCAAGUUCAGGAAACAGCUGGUGCUGCUGAUGGAUAAACUCAGGGCCACUGGCACUAACUUCAUCAGGUGUAUCAAACCAAACGCCAAGAUGGUGGACCACAUGUUUGAGGGAGCAAACAUUCUCAGCCAGCUUCAGUGUGCAGGCAUGGUUUCUGUGCUGGACCUCAUGCAGCAGGGCUACCCCUCACGUACACAGUUCUCUGAGUUGUACAACAUGUAUAAAAAAUACUUGCCACCUGAGCUGUCCCGACUGGAUCCCAGACUUUUCUGCAAGUCAUUGUUCAAAGCUCUUGGUCUUGAUGACAAGGAUUUCAAGUUUGGUAUGACCAAAGUGUUCUUCCGACCCGGAAAGUUUGCAGAGUUUGACCAGAUCAUGAAGAGUGACCCAGAAAGCUUGGCAGAGCUGGUCAAGAAGGUGAAGAAGUGGCUGCUGCAGUCUCGCUGGAAGAAAGCUCAGUGGUGUGCUCUGUCUGUCAUCAAGUUGAAAAAUAAGAUUCUGUACCGAGCCAGCAAGUUUGUUGUACUACAGUCAAAUAUUCGCAUGUGGCGGCACGCUCGCAAGUUUAAACCCAAGUUUGAAACUAUCCAGAAGGUGAAGGCCAUCCAAGCCCAGCGUAGCCUCUUGGAUCAGAUUGUCUCUCAGCUGAAGAAGGACAAGGACCAGGCGGUCAAGGCCAUCAAGGAACUAGAGACUAGUCAGGAGAACUUCAUUCGUCAGAUCAGGACUACUGAUCUGUCAAGAGCAGAGAUGGCCAGGAUGACAAACACACUGGCAACCAACAUGGAUGUCCUUCUCAAUGAUAUGAAGAAGAAACUGGAAGAAGAAAAGAGCAGAGAGGAACAGGAGCGCUUGAAGAAGAUUCAGGAGCAAAUGGAGAAAGAGAGAAAGAAAAGAGAAGAAGAAGAAAGGAAAAGAAUUGAAGAAGAAGAACAAAGAAAAAA
Molecule: messenger RNA, 2600 nt
Organism: Candidula unifasciata
Lineage: Eukaryota; Metazoa; Mollusca; Gastropoda; Stylommatophora; Geomitridae
Source: the annotation of a GenBank genome assembly